Messenger RNA from Guyanagaster necrorhizus, 993 nucleotides. RefSeq lists its product as uncharacterized. Bases 201 to 923 code for a protein of 240 amino acids. The transcript has 6 exons. NCBI's taxonomy places the organism in Eukaryota, Fungi, Basidiomycota, Agaricomycetes, Agaricales, Physalacriaceae. The record is from RefSeq and is a predicted model, not a curated record.
AUUACUGACUCAGACCGCAGUACGAGCAUUCACACUCCAGCACUGCCGCCCCAAAGUGUGAGAGGUAUGUUGCGAGUAUGGUCAGAUGCUGCAGUAAUCUUUGACCGUCGUGUGAGCCUCAACUCCUUUCUCCAGCAUUUGCUUAUAAGGAGGCAUUUUUGCCUUGGCAUACAUACAUACACCUUACUCCCACGAGAACAAUGCAUCCUUUUACAACGCUCCUCGCACUGGCUGUACCUCUUCUCGCCGGGGCUCAAAAUACAGUUAUACAAGUCGGCGGCACUACGACAGAAGCCGGUGGUAUCUUCCAAUUCAUCCCUGCCAACGUCACUGUCUCCCAGGGAGACGUUGUUACCUUCAACUUUUCCGGGAACCCAGGCAACCACUCGAUCACUCAAUCUAGUUUGACGAACCCAUGCACGCCUCUGAGCGACGGUUUUGAUUCGGGUUGGGUUUUCAUCUCGGGCGAGACGCCAACUCCGCAAUGGAACCUCACUAUUACCAAUGCCUCCGUCCCUAUCUGGUUCUAUUGCAAACAGCUCGUGCCAAGCCCACAUUGCAAAGUAGGAAUGGUUGGAGCCAUCAAUGCACCUAUGUCGGGAAACGCGACGUUUGAUGUGUUCCUCAGUAAUGCGAAGGCGUUCUCUGGGACGCCGGGCCAAGAGGUCGGUGCGUUGGUAGGACUGGAUGCAUCCGCCUCUGCAGCCCCGGGACCCAUCCCUAGUGGAGCAUCGUUGUUUGGUUCGCCGGCCGCGAGUGUUACUGCUACUGCGACUGGAGCUGGAGCUAGUGCUAGUGCUAGCGGUGGCACUAGUUCGUCGAGCAGUGCAGCAGGGGCAGGGGCAUCUAGUGCAGCGCUAGGUCUUCGUGCGUCUGGGUUGUGGGCGGGCGUUGCGAUGAUUAUGGGUGCUGCAUUAACCUGAACAUCAUGACUAGAGCAUUGGUUCUCACUGAAGACUUUUGGUACAGUAAUCGGUUAAAUGGUUGUAGAGC